Molecule: messenger RNA, 2416 nt
Organism: Strongylocentrotus purpuratus (purple sea urchin)
Lineage: Eukaryota; Metazoa; Echinodermata; Echinoidea; Camarodonta; Strongylocentrotidae
Exons: 6
Coding region: 1-684 (227 amino acids)
Source: RefSeq, a predicted model, not a curated record
AUGGUUGCGGCCUGGAAGGGUGCAAUUGGGGGGAUGGGUAACUUUGUUUUGGGGAAUAAUCAUUUUUGCCGUGAUACUGUUCCUCCUUCGACUGGUGUGGUCCAAAAUUCACCAAGCUGGGAAGAAAUCUACAUUGAGAAAGGAAAUGCGUCAGCCGGAGGCGAGACUAUGUUUCGAGACCCCGCCAGACUAAGUAAUGACGUAACUACAUACGAUACACGUGGACUAAUCGAUUUAUCCGAAAAAAAAGUUGAAGAUGUCAUAGCUGAAAUCACUGGUAAACGAGGACUCAACACCCGUUCUCAUGCUCCUGGAGAGAAGAUUGACUGUCCCAUUCUUAUUCUGAAAUACAGCCGAGCUACGGGAACAAAACACUGCACUGAAUUUCUAGAGUCACUUGUUCCUGAAGUCAGGAAACACCUUUGUGGAUAUCCUAUUAUGGUGGUGACUUUCGCCGACAGUAUCUCUAACCGCGAAGAGAUCCUUGGAGACAUCACCGGGGCCGGUAUAGAGAAGCGCAGUGUGUUCUUCAUAGAGAACUACACAAAUGUAAACCACGGGAUGGAUUCUAAGAAACACAUUGCUCUGCUAAAGAUACUAGAGGCAUGCAUCAAACGAGCUGAUGACAACAUCAGCUUCCGAUGGCUAGCAGAAAAGGAAACACGUAAAUGGCCCUAUUAUUAGCUUAUUAGUAGUACCAUGUUUAUAUAGAAAAAUGUAUCAUGGAAACCGUAGAACUCCCUUAAAUUUACCAUGGUACUUUGAUGGUUGCAAAGCUCACAUUCCAUGGUUAUCAUGGUUCUAACCACAAUUCUGUACCAUAGCUGUGUGAUAGAAUUAUCGUUCAGUACCAUGAUUUCAUGAAAUUAGCACGGUACAUGUUUUCACACUCUGUUGUGAACAAUUAAUUCAGAUAUUCAUCUUGGGGAGAAAACAAAUUACACAAUUGCAUAGGCCUAACGUGUUCUUAUGGUUGUAUUUGUAAUGAAAGACUGAAAUUUGAUUUGGUCGGGCUAUCUGGAUACCAGCUUGAGUCAUCUUGAAAAUAUUGAAAAAGAUUAGAUGAAUUCCCUUUGAUUAGUUGACCGAGCUAACGUUCCACCAUUAUUAAUAAGCCAUACAUUGUUGCGACAAAUGCAUAACCGGGCUAUCCCAAUCGCUUCAUAAAUACGCUUAGCACUAGACAAAUCUGUAUUCUAUGUAUACUUGCAUUGGUUUUUGUUUUUGUGUUUUCUUUUACUAUACAUCAUGUUUACAUACGAAGCUUGAACUAAACGAAAUGGCUGCAGUGAUAGAACUUUAUAAUACAUUUCUGAAUUGUUUACAUCCAAGAACCUACCUGUAAUAAUACAGUUGACUUGAAAAUGCACAUAAUUUACUUGUUCAUCGUGACUGUGCUACAUGUAUGUAGUACCAUUCAUUUACGCAUACUAUUCAUGAAAAUUAAUAUAAAUGCUGACAGCGAUGAUUGGAUGUCAUGCUUCAGCGCACUCUAUAAGAAUUCACAUCCAACUUUAUUACGCAGCCUUUGGAUUGCCUUGCAUAUACACAUUGUAUUGUAAGUUAUUUGUUACAGACUUGUUUGUCUGCAUCUCAGAUUGUUUCGCGUAUCAUAUUGAUAGAAGAACAUUGAAAAUUGAAAAUAUAUUAGUAUGACAUUCGUCGCUUUAGUCUAUCAUGCCUAAUUUGGAGCCCUACCAUCAAAAAAUAAUGUGGGCUAAAUAUUAAAAGUCUUUGGAAUUGAUGCCUAUUUUUUGUACAAUUUACACUACCGUCGCAUGUUUUGUUUUCUGUGUCCUUAACAACAUUCCUUGCCAAACUGCACUAAGUUAUUCAAAAAUAAUCUUGAAUUCAGCAUCUUAACUUUGAAAUAUCUUCAAAAAGAUGUUCAAAGAUUUGGAAAAAGUAAUCUUUUGUUUGAAUCAUGUCAAGGAUUAAUAAAAGUAGGAUUGUGGCUUAUCGUAUAAAAAAUGUAACUUUGCCAUCAAUAUCAUUUAUUUACUAAUAUGGCAACAUUAGUUAAAAGCCAAUCAAAUGAAGGUCUCCAGGAAAGUUACCGUUAUUGGCAAAGUUACCCAUCAAUACUAAGUUUUAUGCAAUAUGGGUACCAGCCCCAGAUGAUUCUACUACUACUAGCAGUAGUAGUACACCCACAAGUUUUGGGGUUUGACGAUCUAUGUAAUGAUAUGUUUGAGUUCAGAAAAAUCCUACUUAAAAUUGAACCCACCUUCAUUUGUUCAGCUUUUAGUUUUUCCAUUCUUUUCUCUGUCCUGGCUAGUUUUUGAACAUUGCAAAAAUGCUGGCACACCCACGAUGGCACGGGGCUUGAUGUGAAAUAUGACUAUAUCUUUUGUCCCUUCAGAGGGGUUAUUUCAGUUUGUUCUGAUUCUUAUUUUCAGGUUAAGAAAGGAGGGGG